Molecule: messenger RNA, 1375 nt
Organism: Malaya genurostris
Lineage: Eukaryota; Metazoa; Arthropoda; Insecta; Diptera; Culicidae
Product: phospholipid scramblase 1
Exons: 6
Coding region: 379-1272 (297 amino acids)
Biological process (GO): plasma membrane phospholipid scrambling
Cellular component (GO): plasma membrane
Molecular function (GO): phospholipid scramblase activity
Source: RefSeq, a predicted model, not a curated record
AUAAAAAAAAUUGUUGCCUUUCUUUCUGUUUUUUUUCUUUCGUGACUUCUAAUGGACAACGGCCCAGUCUACCUCUCGAACGAUAACUGCGGAGAACACAAACCAAACUGAUAACGGCCAGUGAUAAGAUAGCUAAAUGGUUUUCGAUAUUUGGACGAACCUGUUUUAGGUUCAGUGAUGGAUUUUAUGUUUAGCUUUUUCUAUGGAUAUCGUUCCUCGCAUUUUCGAGUAGAAAGGAAAUAAUUUUUUUAUGUUGAAUGUUUCGUUGAUGCCGGGAAUUUUUCUAGGCACUUGUCACUGAUAUUUUAGUGCCAUUGUGAUAAGACCACCAGCCACCACCAUCGACCGCACGAAUGGGCUAUCAUCAUUCGUUCGAAGAUGUCUCACCUAAAUACCAAUCCACACUACCAGGAACAGGACAAUCCAACGUUCGAUCUAAGUUGGGACUACGGAUAUGACGCUGAACUACGAGUCGCACCGCCGAGCAAUGUGGUACCCGUAGUGCACACAGGAGAAACCAAAAUCAUUACAGCCCAACCUCAACAGCGAGAUAACGAUCAAACUGUCAAUGUAACAACCUCAACCAAUAGGCCAAUACGAUCAGUUGACAGUCCAUUCCUAACACCAUUCAAUCCAAGAUCUGGGCUGGACUUCCUGUACGGAUUGGCGUCCGUAUACAUUGAGCAAACAUAUGAACUCAACGAAUUUCUAACAGCUGUGUCAUCCGAGAAUCGGUAUACCGUGCGGGGUCCCUCGAGCGAAGCACUUUUCGGUGUAUCGGAAAGUUCCGAUCCCAGCGAUCGCUGCUGGGGUUCUCUAAGACCCUUCCAGUUAUCGAUCGUCGAUCGAAGCAAUCAGGAAGUCAUGCUGCUGAAAAAGAACCUCGGUUGUGGAAUCUUCUGUUGCUUCUGUAAAAACCAAUUCCUGGAGUUGUGGGCAACACCGGGCAAUCUGAUUGGUUGUAUACAGCAAGACUACGGUCUGGUAUCCAGAGAGAUUAUCCUCAUGAACGGUGAUUUGGACACGAUGUUUCGGAUUCCGAUUUCUCUGAAAAAUGCGGUUCGCAUGCCGAGCGAGGCUCACUUUGUAGUGUUGGAUCGGGAAAUGCGAAAUCAGAAAGGUUCCAUCACCAGAGCAUGGAACGUGACCAGUUCAUCCUAUACUAACAAUAUCUAUUUCAACGAACCGGAGCUUGACGUGCGGCUCAAGGCACUAUUCCUAGGGGCAGCUUUUCUACUAGAAUAUAUCUAUUUUCAAUCGAAAUGCUGUUGAUAUGCAAAAUUGAAAUUUGUCCAACGUGAAACGCUGACUAAAUUAAUUAUUUGUAUAUUUGUGAAGGUAUAUUUAAUGUAUUUAAAAGAAUUUUUUUGGUCUA